GGAGGCCAGAGCCUGGGGAUCUCCAUCGUGGGCUACAACGCGCUGUCCAGCGAGAACACUGUGGGAGUCUUCGUGAAGUACGUGGUGCCGGGCAGUGCCGCGGAGCAGUGCGGGAAUAUCAAGGUCCACGACAGGAUAAUAGCGCUGGACGGGGUCAGCCUCCACGGGUUCACCAAUCAGGAGGUGCUGCAGGUGAUGAAGCAGACGGGGCAGACGGUCAACCUCACCGUGGUGAGGAAGAUGGCCGCCAAGUCCAAGCCACUGCGAUGGAGAGAUCUCUGGACAAAGUGGAGAGGGAGUCCUCCAGGGUGUCUCUGAAGCGGUCGGCGGAGGUGAUGGUGCGGUCGGCGGUGGAGCUGGCGGACAGCGGCCCUGGCGGGGCGCGACCACAGCUGGCGGGAGAUCCAGACCAGGCGUCUCUGACGGAGUGGGAGCUUCGGACCAAGUGGGAGCAGGCCCUGGGACCAGACUACAGUGUCCUGGUGGUGGGGCUGGAUCCUGUCAUAGAAGACGACGCUGAGCUCCAGAAGUACUCCAAGCUGCUCCCGAUCCACACCAUGCGUCUGGGGGUGGAGCUGGACUCGUUUGACGGACACCACUACAUCUCCACCGUGGCCCCCGAGGGCCCCGUGGCCAAACACGGCCUGCUGAGGCCGGAGGACGAGCUCCUGGAGGUGAACGGCGUGCAGCUCUACGGGAAGUCUCGGCGCGAGGCGGUGGCCUUCCUGCGGGAGGUGCCCCCCCCCUUCACCCUGGUGUGCUGCCGCCACCUGGCCGAGGAGGGCAGCGAGUUCCUCCCCCGCGAGCAGGAGGAGCAGGAGGACUGGCACCUACAGGAGCAGACGCGGAGUAACCCGCCGGUUUUGGCAGAGCGCGGCUCCCCCUGGCCUGGCGAGGUGGAGUCCAGUCUGGUGGAGGUGCUCCUGGAGCGGGCUACGGAGCGGCAGGAGAGCCCCCAGCUUGUGGAGGAGAGGUCCCGCGAGGAGGAGGAGGAGGAGGAAGAGGGGGAGGAAGAGGGGGAGCUGGCCCUCUGGUCCCCCGAGGUGAAGGUGCUGGAGCUGGAGAAGGGGGAGCAGGGCCUGGGCUUCAGCAUCCUGGACUACCAGGACCCGCUCGACAUCGCGCGCUCGGUCAUCGUGAUUCGCUCGCUGGUCCCCGGGGGCGUGGCCGAGGCCCACGGCGGGGUCCUCCCCGGCGACCAGCUGGUGUUCGUUAACGACACGCACCUGGACACCUGUCACCUGCCGCAGGCCGUGGAGGUGCUGAAGGCCGCGCCUCCCGGAACGGUCUACCUGGGCAUCCGCAAGCCCCUGGUGACGGACGAGUCGCGGGGUAGCGGACCGGUGGAGGUGGAGGCCCCCAGAGAAGAGGCUGAAGUGACUGAGGACACAGAGUCUCUCAGGGAGACCAGCCCACCUGUCCCUGAGAGUUUCGCGGACGACCCCCCCAGCCCCAGGGAGCCGUCUGACGAGCCAGAGUGGAUCCUGGACGGCUCCUUCUCCCUCCCCCGCUACGCCUCCCCCUCCACUGCCCCGCACACCCCGCCCGGGGAGAGGGAGAUGGCGGUGGACGAUGAGGAGGUGGAGGAGGAAGAGGAGGAGGAGCAGGCCAAGGACUCGACGUCCGAGGAGGAGGAGGGUGAUGAUGAUGAUGAUGAUGAUGAUGAUGAUGAAGAAGGGCCGUCCCUGUACCCUGAGCGUGACACUCCCGUGUGGGACGAGCUGGAGGAGGCAGCGCCUGUGGCCCCGCCCCCCGGGCUGGCCCACCUGCCCCAGGAUCUGGAGACUAUCAGACCACCACUGGAAAACCGGGCCCUGCUGGAUCUGUCCACUGAGAUGUGGAGGGAGACCGGGGAGAGUGAUGUGGACUCUGACUCCAGGAAUGGAGGCUCCGAGCUCACACUGACGGAUACGGACACUGAAUCUAUCCAAUCGGCUGCCAAGGAGGAGAGGAAGAGGAGGAGCCAGGGUGCGUACAGGCCCGCUCAGAGAGGAGGGUACAGGGACUUACCGGAGAGAGAGGAGGGAGAAGGGGAGGAGACACCUGUGUUCAGCCACUGGGGGCCCCCACGCAGGGUGGAGGUGUGGCAGGACCCUGAGGAGUCUCUGGGCAUCAGCAUCGUGGGCGGACGCGCCGUGAUAAAGCGUCUGAAGAACGGGGAGGAGCUCCGGGGCAUCUUCAUCAAGCAGGUCCUGCCGGAGAGCCCCGCGGGGAGGACCCAGGCCCUGCGCACCGGAGACAAGAUCCUACAGGUAUCAGGAGUAGACCUGACCAACGCCAGCCAUGAGGAGGCGGUGGAGGCCAUUAAAGGAGCCACCAGCCCUGUGGUCUUCAUCGUCCAGAGCCUGUCUGCUACUCCACGGCCCGUGUCCAUCAUGGCCCCCAGCUUAGGCAAACACAAGGCCAGGAGACAGGGCGCCCAGCGAGGGCCGGCCGGCGGUGCCCCGCCCCCGAUGCGCCUCCCCCCCCCGUACAGACCGCCCGGCGGGGCGGCGGAGGAGAAGGUGGAGGAGGAGGAGGAGGAGGAGGAGGAAGAAGAGCAGGAGGAAGAGCAGGAGGAGCUGGACGAAGAGCGCAUCAGGCAGCGGUACGGGGACCUCCCGGGCGAGCUGCUCCUGGUGGAGCUGGAGAAGGACCGGCAGGGCCUGGGGCUGAGCCUGGCGGGGAACAGAGACCGCUCCUGCGUCAGCAUCUUCGUGGUGGGCGUGACCGCCACCGGGCCGGCGGGCCGAGACGGACGAGUGCGCAUCGGAGACGAGCUGCUGGAGAUCAACAACCACGUCCUGUACGGCAGGAGCCACCAGAAUGCCUCGGCCAUCAUUAAGAGCGCCCCCGCCAAGGUCAAACUGGUUCUGAUCAGGAACGAAGACGCCAUCAGUCAGAUGGCCGUGCCCCCCUUCCCCGCCCCCCCGCCUCCCAUCUCGUCCAGCGAGUCUCACCAGAGUGUGGCUCCAGUCCUGCCUCCGCCAGACAAGCCCCAGCCGCCAGACUCUCUGCCCCUCAGCCGGACUCUCCCAGAAUCCUCUCUGCCCCUCAGCCGGGCUCUCCCAGAAUCCUCUCUGCCUCUCGGCAGAAAUCCCCCAGAAUCCUCUCUGCCCAAGGAGCAGGCGGCCCUGGCGUCUGUGGAGGGUGAGAGUGUGGAGUCUCCUCUCCUGGAGUCCUCUCUGAAGAGCCUCAGUGAUGGAGAGUCCGUCUCCAAGAAGCUGAAGUCGUCGGAGAGGAGCGUGGACUCGGACAGCGAGCUCGUCGAGACGCCCGCGCUGGAGCAGAGCACUGUUCUCUCGAAGAUUUCUAAGAGCUCCAGUAAGCUCCUCUCGGGUGAUUCGGACCCGGCCGUCUCCCCCCCGGCCCCCCUGCCGUCCUCCUGCACCAGUCCCGACUUCCAGCACUGCAGUCGAGACCCCGCCACAUGCCCCAUCGUCCCAGGGCAGGAGACGGUCAUCGAGAUCUCCAAGGGCCGGUCCGGCCUGGGACUGAGCAUCGUCGGGGGGAAAGACACGCAACUGGACGCCAUUGUGAUCCACGAGGUGUACGAGGAGGGGGCCGCGGCCCGAGACGGCAGGCUGUGGGCCGGAGAUCAGAUCCUGGAGGUGAACGGAGUGGACCUGCGCAGUGCGGCUCAUGAGGACGCCAUUGCGGCUCUGAGACAGACUCCGCCCAAAGUGCGCCUGACGGUGCUGCGGGACGAGAGCCAGUACCGGGACGAGGAGAACCUGGACGUGUUCCGCGUGGAGCUGCAGAAGAAGAGCGGCCGCGGCCUGGGCCUCAGCAUCGUCGGCAAGCGGUAA
Messenger RNA from Conger conger (European conger), 3788 nucleotides. RefSeq names its product PATJ crumbs cell polarity complex component (gene patj). The record is from RefSeq and is a predicted model, not a curated record. The transcript has 31 exons. Lineage: Eukaryota; Metazoa; Chordata; Actinopteri; Anguilliformes; Congridae. Gene Ontology annotation, molecular function: protein binding. Bases 267 to 3788 code for a protein of 1173 amino acids.